Talaromyces amestolkiae is the source of this 3627-nucleotide messenger RNA. RefSeq lists its product as uncharacterized. Gene Ontology annotation, molecular function: ATP-dependent chromatin remodeler activity; ATP binding. The coding region runs from base 1 to 3627 and encodes 1208 amino acids. Lineage: Eukaryota; Fungi; Ascomycota; Eurotiomycetes; Eurotiales; Trichocomaceae. The transcript is spliced from 3 exons. The record is from RefSeq and is a predicted model, not a curated record.
AUGGCACCAGCAGCUGUCGCCGAUGCUGGUUAUCCUUUUCUCUCGGGCAUCGAGGCGUACAACGAUAAUGAUGGAAAAUCGUCUGUGACGAACGAACUUGGCCUCGGCGCUAUCACCCCUCCUCAGACGGAUACACCACAACCCUCGAGUCUCCCCCGAAUAGCUGAGUCACUUCUAAAAGCAGCAUCCACAGUUCAAUCAUAUCCUAAAGAAGAAUCGGUCAUCAGCGACCAAUAUGUCCCCGUCGGCAUACUGCGAAGAUCGUCUGCACAAUUUCCAGAGGCGGAGCUUUACAGCCUGCAAAAUCAUGAAUGGAUACAAACACGUUGGAACAUAUACGAGUCUUAUCCCGUUUGGUCGUUUGUUCAAGUCUACGUCCUACCUCACGAUGUGGCACGGAUUGCGGUUUCACGCACGAGCAAUACGCUUAGGAAGGCACUGCGGGUUGUGAUGGCGAACAUUGACAGAUCUCCGGCGGCUUGGAAUGGUGAUUUUGACACGAACUCUGAGGAGCAGAGUAAGAAGGCCGACGACGAAUCGCUGUGGUAUAUAUUUAAUACCCUCGAUAACCCGAAUCCUACGAUAGACGAUGUGCGAGAUGCAGACGGCAAGUUGGCUAUGCAAGAACUGAUUGCAAGUUCAAGAGAGUCAAGACCGGAGGUACAAGAGAUAUUUAGUGUGAUUGGACUCAAGACUCCUUUACACCCUUAUCAAUGCCGUUCGGCUGCCACUAUGAUUCAACGAGAAGUACAUCCGAGACAAAUGUUGGAUCCGCGGUUAGAGGUUUACAAGACACCGUUGGGCCAAGAAUACUACUAUGACAAGGAAGAGGGAACCAUGCUACGUAGUAAACGCAUCUAUGAGGAGGCUUGUGGUGGGAUUCUUGCAGAGACUAUGGGUUGCGGAAAGACAUUAAUUUGCUUGGCGGUUAUCCUAUCAACACGCGGCCAUUUCCCUCGCAUUCCGACAGAGUAUCAGGAAACUAAGAAUCCAACUCGCAAGUCUGUUGGCUCGCUCAUGCAGAUGGCAGCCGCUACAGCGGGCCGAUUUUCUGUUCCAUGGCCUAGUCACUUUCGACGUUUGCGAGAAACUGGUGUCAACUACGCACGAUGCGAAGAGGAGUGCGAACGGCAUAGAGGUGAGUAUACGAUACCGCCACCGCCGUCAAGGUAUACGAGCCGUGGUGGAUGGAUGUCUCGCCCACCAGCUGUUCGUCUUCGUCUCAUUUCCAGCACGCUCAUAAUCGUUCCGCCUAAUCUUGUGGAUCAUUGGACAUCUGAAAUCGCAUCCCACACAGAAGGGCUUCAUGUUCUUGUAUUGAGAAGCCGAAAUGACAAGACUCCUUCAGAGGAGGAGCUGUUGAAAUAUGAUAUCGUGUUAUUCGCCCGAACCCGAUUCGAGAAAGAAGCCGGAGAACCAGAGACCAGUCGCCAUACCCCUUCGGCUUUUUCGAUGUCUGCAGCAGAAUCUCCUCUGAAGAAGUUCCACUGGCUUCGAAUUAUUGUUGAUGAAGGUCAUAAUGUUGCCGGACAUGGGUACAAGUCCAGCACUAUGCACAUGUUAGAUCAGCUGCAUAUCGAGCGUCGAUGGGUCGUGUCAGGAACACCGUCAAAUGGGCUGUACGGCGCAGAACUUAGUCUUGCCUCGCAUCAGAGACUGGCGGGCGACACGAGCUCUGAAGAUGAUGUGCCAUCUUUAGUGUUACAUUCUCGCAAAAAGACAGGAACAGACGAGGAAUUGAAAGAUGUGGACAAUUUACGGCUGAUUGUUGUCGACUUUCUGAAGCAUAAGCCCUGGGCGAACUCCCGACAUGACGAUCCGGCGAACUGGACGAAAUACAUCAAACCGGUUGGCGAAGACGGUAAACGAAGGAAAGCACCGUCAUUGCGGGCUGUACUUCAAGGUCUUGUGGUAAGACACCGUUUGGAUGUCAUCAACGAAGAACUUCCGCUACCUCGACUGCAUAAUAAAGUUGUUAGUCUUGAGCCGACAUUCUACGACAAAAUGUCAAUCAAUCUGUUUCUGUUCAAUCUUACCGUGAAUGCGAUUACAUCUGAGCGCAAGGAUCAAGAUUAUAUGUUUCAAAGCCGGAAUAGAAAACAUCUCAGUCUUUUGAUUAACCAUUUGCGUCAGGCGGGCUUCUGGUGGACUGGCCAUAAACCUAAAGAUAUCGAGUCUACAAUCGAGGUGGCAGAGAAAUACCUGACAAAUAAUAUGGAAAACAUGGCGGCGGAUGACAUUCAACUCUUGAAAGAGGGCCUCAAGAUUGCGCAUCGAGCACUUACCAGUGAGAGCUUUAGCUCGUUCUGCCAUUCAGAUGAGCUCGGCGUAUAUGUUCAAAGGUUUCCAGACCAUGCCCGCGAGUACUGGUCACUGACUUCAAGCUCCGAUGAAGCAAAACCUCUAUUGCUAGGUUUAUCGCAAGCACGCCUCGCGCAGACCUUCAUAACGUCGCAUCUCAUGGCUGAUGAUCCAGCGGAGGGACUUGCAGGAGCAGGUAUUAGUGCUCGUCGUGAAUUAAUGCAGAGAUCCGAGAAGAAGCCGGCCAGGAAUGAGUCAAACGUUGCGGACAAUCUUACACAUAAGAACAAGCCGACGGAAAAUCGAUCGCCUAAAAAGACGUUCCUCAAAGGUAUUAGCAGAAAACUUUCGCCGGAUUCACCGCUUUCGCGGACGAAGAUGGUUGCAACGACAUCUGCAAAGCUUACAUAUCUGCUCGACCGGGUUCAGGAGUUGCACAUAAAAGAGAAGAUCAUCAUCUUUUAUGAGAACAACAACACGGCAUUUUGGAUUGCAGAAGGACUAGAAUUGUUAGGUAUUGACUUCCGCAUCUAUGCCAACACUCUCAAGACGAGCCAAAAGGCGGCAUAUCUAUCAUUAUUCGAGGAGUCUUCUAGUGUGAGAAUCCUUCUCAUGGAUCUACGACAAGCAUCGCACGGACUGCAUAUUGCUAGUGCAUCUCGUGUCUUUAUCGUGAAUCCUAUCUGGCGGCCCUACGUCGAGAGCCAAGCCAUCAAACGAGCCCACCGUAUCGGACAGACGAGACCUGUUUAUGUCGAAACUCUCGUUCUCAAAGAUACACUCGAAGAGAAAAUGCUACAUCGAAGACAGGAAAUGUCCAAUUCCGAAAUGCAACAUGCCGAAAAGGAUAUGCUUGACGAUUCGACCAUGAGUUCGAUAAUUCAACACGAACGGUUCUAUGAGUUGCCGGAACAUGACGACCUUAUUGAACCAGCGUAUUUGCAAGAAGCAUGUGGAUUCUUCGACCGUCAUGAACUACCCAUACCUGAUGACUACGUGGAGCAAUCGACACAAAUAUCGACAACACCAACCAAGAAACGAAAAGUACCCCUGCUGGUUCAGGGAUCCCUUCCCAGCCCACAAAUUGAAGUCGAUCUUUCGCCUGAUCUGAUUACGCCUGUGAAGAAGAAGAAAGUCUCGACGUUUCAGAUUGUGACUGAGCAGGGGAUUGUGAUGACUCCUCCUAGAAGAGGGUCGUCGUCUAGAGCGUCGAGAUCGCCGCCGUCGGCGUCGGAUUAUCAGAGUCCGGCCGCGAGUCCUGGGGGUGUAGAUGAGUCAUCACUACCUAUACGUGGAUCUAGUUUGUUUGGAGGAGAUGCUUUUUGA